Messenger RNA from Blepharisma stoltei, 1074 nucleotides. Lineage: Eukaryota; Ciliophora; Heterotrichea; Heterotrichida; Blepharismidae. The record is from the annotation of a GenBank genome assembly.
AUGGCAGACCCAUUCUUUCACCAAACCUAUCACAAAUCCUCCACAAAAAAAUUAGCCGUUUGUCUUUUUGGAGUCCUAACAAUUGCUGGAGUUUUUGCUUUUUCUACCAAUUUGCGUCCUGCUCAACCUUCAAAAUUCGCAAUUCAAGCAUUUGAGCUGCUAGAAGAAGAAUUCCAAGAUUUCAUCAUAAAAUAUCAUAAAAAUUACGCAAGCGAGGAAGAAUAUCAACAAAGAUUGAUCAUUUAUAAACAAAAUUCUGAACUAGUAAGGGUUCAUAAUUCCCUAAAUCUAGAAUGGGCAUUAGGAAUUAAUGAGUUUUCAGACAUGACUUUUGAAGAAUUCAAAAAAAUUUACCUGUCAAGCUAUUAUGGCUAUACAAGAAACAGAGAAAUAGAAGAAGAAAAGUUUUCUGAUAUUCCAACAGCUGUUGAUUGAAGGACUAAAGGCGCAGUAACAGCAGUUCAAACCCAAGGACCAUGCGAGAGUGGAUAUGCAUUUGCUUCUGUUGGCGCUAUUGAAAGUGCUUGGUUUUUAGCAGGACACUCAUUAAUAGCUUGCUCUGCUCAAGAAGUACUCGAUUGCUCAAAAUCAUACGGAAACCAUCAAUGUGCUGGAGGUGCCAAUGAUUUUGCUUUUAAUUUUGCAAUAAAGAAUGGCUUAGUAGCAGAACAAAAAUACCCAUAUACAGCGACUAAUAGCACUUGCAAGUCUUCAGUAAUUGCUAAUCCUGUUGUGUACGUAUCCAAGCUCAUUAAUGUAAAAGCUAACACUCCUUCAGCAUUGCUAACAGCUGUUGCAAAGCAGCCAGUCGCAAUUGUAGUGGAGGCUAAUGAAGUAGCAUGGAAAAAUUACCGCUCAGGGAUCGUAACAAGAAACUGUGGAACAGAACUGGACCACAGUGUCCUUAUAGUUGGGUAUUCUAAUACCACCAGCAACCCUUACUGGAUUAUUAAAAACUCAUGGGGUCCAGACUGGGGUGAAAAAGGGUACAUAAGGAUUGGAAUAACGAGUGGACAAGGAGUUUGUGGAGUCAACAUGGUUCCUUCUUAUCCAGUUGCAGGCACUCCUCCUUAA